AUGCUAGUCGAGCGCUCCUCGGAUCAGGUCAUCAAGCCAGUCAAUUUGGAAGCGCUAUCCAAAUGGGUGGGCAACAUACCCGAUAAUGUGGUGCGUGAUAUGGCCGAUAUUGCGCCAAUGUUGUCCAUUCUCGGCUAUGAUCCCUAUGCGAAUCCACCGGAUUAUGGUAAGCCAGAUGCUUGGGUACAGGAUAAUACAUUUAAGGUAAAGGCCAACCAGCAACAAUGGGAAAAUAAGGCGAGAAAUGAGUUGCACCUGGUUCAACAUCAAGUACCUAAAGGCUUUAAAUCGCAGGAGGGGGACGACAACAAUAACCAGAACAACAACAACAACAACAAGGACAAUAACAAUUUGCGACGACGUAAUGGCAAUCAAAAGGAAAACAACAUCAAAAAAGAUAAACGAAGCCAGGACUAUGGCAACAUGGACUAUGAGGAUGAUAACACUGACAACAAUAACAACAACAAUAACAAUCCAUCACCACAAGGCCGCGACGAAACGCAGUAUGACAAUCUAGUUUGGGUUAAGCCGCUAGCUGGCGGUGGCGGAGGCGGCAGUAUCAAUGGAGAGCGAUUAGGAAAAGGCGCACCCAAUAGCCCCAGCAGUUAUACGGAUACGAAUACAGAUACGCGCGACCAGCGCACAUGAUAUCAAAGAGUUGGCGACAUCGCGCAGUCGCAACAACAAGAUCAGCGGCCCCAACAACAGCGACAGUCACAACAACAACAACACCAGCACCAGCAUCAACAACGACGAAUGGCGCUGCCGCGUCGUUCGAGUUAUCGGCGACGUUUGCGUCGAAAUCACUGAAUCCGCAGGCACAAAUCCACAUUGACUCAUACACAUACUUACUUACAUAUAAAAAUAGCAUACCAAUAACCACACACACAAACACACACUGACGCACAGUCGUACACCCGCAUUACGCUGAAUUGCGUUAGUUGAACUAAAAUGAACUGAAGUGAACUGAGGUGUUGAUCCGCGGUCCACAUAGCCGCAUAUACACUGACAAUGACAAUGACUAUGCUGACAAUCCCAUUGAGUGCAAAAACGCUCACGGAAGUGAGUGUAUGGAUGUGUGCGCGCAAGUGUGCAAAGGAAACGGAAGUCUACGACAGCAGUUAACAAUAAAUGAGAAAUAAACGUAACUUUCAAUUGAAUGGUUUGUUGGAAUAACAGCAUAACAAAAGCAAUGGCUUGGCAGUGAAAGGCAUAAAAAAUAGACUAUGCAAAAGUGUUGCGAAAAAAAGAUGAUGCAAAGUGCGAAAAGUAGGAAAAUAGAAAUAAAAUGAAAUUAGAAUAAAAUGUCACUGCUCUUGUGCGCUUGUGUAUGUUU
Rhagoletis zephyria (snowberry fruit fly) is the source of this 1336-nucleotide messenger RNA. RefSeq lists its product as uncharacterized. Gene Ontology annotation, biological process: peptidyl-tyrosine sulfation. The record is from RefSeq and is a predicted model, not a curated record. Gene Ontology annotation, cellular component: Golgi apparatus. Gene Ontology annotation, molecular function: protein-tyrosine sulfotransferase activity. Lineage: Eukaryota; Metazoa; Arthropoda; Insecta; Diptera; Tephritidae.